Molecule: messenger RNA, 2004 nt
Organism: Alternaria arbusti
Lineage: Eukaryota; Fungi; Ascomycota; Dothideomycetes; Pleosporales; Pleosporaceae
Exons: 1
Coding region: 1-2004 (667 amino acids)
Source: RefSeq, a predicted model, not a curated record
AUGGCCACCCCUCAAGAGUCCAUUACGACGGUAAACGGGAGACGAUGCACUCGUUCUCGGGCCCGAACGGCCCUUACAACCUCGACGACUCCAGCAACAUCCGCAGCCGCCGCCCCUCCCCAAGUCACUUCGUCCACGACCGUUGAGGCGGCACCCAAGAUAGAGACCAGCACCAGCCAAGCACCUCCUCCGCCACCUCCUCCCUCUUCAACGGCACCGGCACCAGCGCCGACUACGUCUGCCCAACAGACAGCACAGCCGCCCCCCGCAGUGCCUACAACAUCUACGACGGAAGCAGCAGCAACGUCCGCGAUAGGUACGAGUAGCCCGGCCCCUACAUCUUCGGAGCGGGUGACACCGCUGGCUCUCGCAUCUUCAGCCCGUGCAACGGCAGCGGCUCAGAAGCAGCCAGAAACUCAAGCGGCACCGGAAGUGUCUUCCCCGGCCGCUGCUGUUCCUCUGGCUGUGUCUUCGCAAGCUGCUGCGGCUUCACAGGUUGCUGUGGCGGUGUCUUCGGCUCCGCCUCCGCCUCCAAGUCCCAUACCAACAACUUCUGACACAGAACAAAUAGCUGUUCCAACGUCACUCGUUGCAUCUUCGCGCGCACCGGCUCGCUUCACAGCUCCGGCGAUAUCCGAAGGUGCCACAUCGGACGCGAGCCCUCCGCUGGCGAUAGAAACCGACACGAAUGCACAACCGUCUGUGACAGAAGCGCCGGCUAUCGCAGAACCACAGCCCACUACUUCGCUAGUAGAUUCCACACCGACCGGAGGAUCGGCUGGCAUAAUUGCACCGGAACAAGGAAACUCUGGCGACAACAGCCCGUUGACCUUUGCGAACGGUGGAAACAUAGGAGGCAUAAUCGGGGGUGUCUUUGGCGGCGUAGCUGGAUUGGCCUUGAUUAGCGUAUUGCUCUUCGUCUGCUUGCGAAAACGGAAGUCGCGGCCCGUGCGAUGGAACGAGAAGCAAGAGUCAGGCCCAAGUUUCCUGGCUAGGUUGAAGACGAUACCCAGCGGGGUGGGCGCAUUUGUUGCCAGGAUUAAAGGAAGCCAAUCCGGCCCGAUUAGCAAUCCCUACCAACGACAUGCUGCGCAAGCCAGCGUUGGUUCGGUAUAUUCGAGGGACUCCAAUGGCAGAGGUCGAUCAACCAGCGAGCCGCAAGGAUUCUUCGGUGUCAAGCGCGCAGGUUCCAGCAACAGCAUGUCAAGCAAGAAGAGCGAGAGGAAUCUGCUCCGGAAGAAGCCGAGCAGCAUCUCAUCAAAUUACCGAUUUCCAGGAAUCGUCGAAGACACAGGUUCGCCAAAUCCCUUCGCCGACCCAAAAAGCACGCUCCUGGUACUCAACCCGGAUCCUCGAAGCGCGCCUGUCACACCGCAGGUCCCUGUUGCUGCUGCCGACACGGAACCCAGAGAUCCUUUCGCAUCUAUCCAGGACCCACCUGGAGCUGCGCCAGCUUGGGCUCAAGUACCGACUCAUCAUCAUACACGUACUAUAAGUUCAGUAUCGGCCCUGAGCUCACAUCCUGUGUCCUCGUUCUACACGUCCGACAACCCGUUCCGAGAUCCACCUUAUGCACCGCCUGCUCCCAGCCAGGCUGUUCUCCCAAGCCAUACCCGCCGUUCAUCAAUGGCGUUACCAGGCUUCAACGCGUUAUCGACCGUGGAUGCAACCUCCACGUUCGCCUCUCGCGACUCUGAUAUGUUCUUCGGAGAACCAGGACCGAGCAGGCCCGCCACCAACUUCUUCACCCCAAUGCCAACUGGUCGUACGGUCCGACAGUCCGAUCCUUUCGACCUCGACCGACCUGAAGUUCUUGGCUUUACAAGCGUCUUCAACAUCAACAGAAAAGAAGUGGCCGGAAACAUCACGCGACAACCUACACGAAGUAAACGAACAAGUAGCGUCGGCAAUUGGGGCAACGCAGCGCCAGACGCCAACAACUAUGGACUGUUUCCGAGAGACAGCACAAAGCCACCACCAUGGGGACCGAACGGCAGGAGAUGA